Pestalotiopsis fici W106-1 is the source of this 306-nucleotide messenger RNA. RefSeq names its product PHD finger-like domain-containing protein 5B. NCBI's taxonomy places the organism in Eukaryota, Fungi, Ascomycota, Sordariomycetes, Amphisphaeriales, Sporocadaceae. Gene Ontology annotation, cellular component: catalytic step 2 spliceosome; precatalytic spliceosome; U2 snRNP. The transcript has a single exon. Bases 1 to 306 code for a protein of 101 amino acids. Gene Ontology annotation, biological process: mRNA splicing, via spliceosome. The record is from RefSeq and is a predicted model, not a curated record.
AUGUGCCGAAAGCAACCCGGCAUCGCCAUCGGACGGCUCUGCGACAAGUGCGACGGCAAGUGCCCAGUGUGCGACUCAUACGUGCGGCCGACGACGCUGGUGCGCAUCUGCGACGAGUGCUCAUUCGGCAACUACCAGAACAAAUGCGUCGUGUGCGGCGGCGAGGGCAUCUCGGACGCCUUUUACUGCUUCGAGUGCACCCGCCUCGAAAAGGACCGCGACGGCUGCCCCAAGAUUAUCAACCUCGGCAGUUCCAGGACCGACUUGUUUUACCAGAAAAAGACAAAUCGCGGUGCUGCGUACUAG